CAGUCGCUGGAAAUCUUGGAGCUGUGGUCUCGGGGCGCACCUGGUCCCAGGUUAGGGUCUCCCCGUUCCUGUCAUCACGGCAGGUUGGAGCGCAGAGGCGUUUUUCUCCGCAUCGAGCAGGCCCCUGCCCGUCCUGCUUCCCCGCUGUGGCUCUCAUGGCGCCGGCUGCCUCCCUGCACAGCCCGCGGCCAGCCUCCCGCCUGCUGCUCCCCCUGCUCAGCCUGACGGCCCUGGGCUCAGCCCAGUUUACCGUCCUGGGGCCGCGCCCCGUCCUGGCCAUGCUGGGGGAAAACAGCACCCUACGCUGCCGGCUCUCUCCCGAGAAGGACGCCACGGCCAUGGAGGUGCGCUGGUUCCGGGCGCGCUUCUCCCCCGCCGUGCUCGUCUACAAGGGCGCGCGGGAGAGGGCGGAGGAGCAGAUGGAGCAGUACCGGGGCAGGACCUCCUUCCUGGGCGACGACCUCGGCCGGGGCCGCGCGGCGUUGGUGCUCCACCGGGUCACCGCGCCUGACGACGGCCUCUACCACUGCUACUUCCAGGAGGGCAGGUCCUACGACCAGGCCGUCGCGCGCCUCGUGGUGGCAGGCCUGGGCUCCACACCCCUUAUAGAGAUGAAGGGCCGUGAGGAUGGGGCCGUCUGGCUGGAGUGCACGUCUGCAGGGUGGUACCCAGAGCCCCGCGUGCUGUGGAGGGGCCCUGACGGCGAGGUUGUGCCUGCCCUGGAGGAGGUGUCCACUGCGGGGGCCGAUGGCCUCUUCACGAUCACCACGGCUGUGCUCGUCACAGACGGCACCAUGAGGAACGUGACCUGUGUGGUCAGCAACCCCCUGCUCGGCCAGGAGAAGGACGCUGUGAUCUUCAUCCCAGAGUCCCUCGUGCCCAGCGGGGCUCCCUGGACAGUGGCCCUGGCUGCCAUCCUGCCGACCCUGACCCUCCUCCUGGCCUCAGGCAUCUGUGUCAUCCAGAAGCUCCACAGGGACGGGAAGAGCCAGUCAGCCGGAGAGGAGGUCGGCCGCGGGGAGAGAGAGACCACACCACAGCAGCUCCAGGAAGAACUGCGGUGGAGGAGGACCCUCUUACAUGCUGCCGACGUGGUGCGAGCGCACCCCGAGCUCUUCCUGUCGCAGGACCGCAGGAGCGUGCGGCGGGGCCCCGGGCGGCGGCGCGUGCCCGACACCCCGCAGAGGUUCGACUGCCGGCCGUGCGUGCUGGGCCGGGACCGCUUCUGGGCGGGGAAGCACUGCUGGGAGGUGGCGGUGGGCGGCGCGAUGGUGUGGGCAGUGGGGGUGUGUCGCGACAGCGCGGACCGCAAGGGCGAGGCCCCGCUCAGCCCGCAGAACGGCUUCUGGACCCUGGAGCUGUUCAGCCGCCAGUCCCCGGCGCCUGAGAGGGUCCUCCCGGUGCGGGGGCGCCUGCGCCGCGUCGCCCUCUUCCUGGACUGCGACGCGGGCGACGUCUCCUUCUACGACGCGAGGGACAGGUCGCACCUCUACACGUGUCCCCGCGCAGUCUUCGCGGGCCCCCUGAGGCCCCUCCUGCGACUGGGCUCCGACGACAGCCCCCUGCGCGUCUGCCCGGCCUUCGCCGGGGCUGCGGGGGCCGCGGUGCCCGAGGGCGGCCUGGUCAUGCUCGGGGCGGGGACGGGGCGCCCGCAGGACCGGUUCCCUGGGGUCGCCGCCCUGUGAGGAGUCCCGGCCAUCCCAGCUCUGGGCUGUGUCCGUCCCUGGCGACCGGCCCCCUCCUUCCCUGUCCCCGAGGACCCCUGCCCCGCUUCCUUCCCUCACUCGGCCCAGCCCCCAUCCCCAUCCCGGGGACCUGAGCGACUCCUUUGCUGGUGACCCCCGAGGGGUCAUUCUCAGGGAGGUCCUGGCUGCUCGGUCAGCAGGAGAGGGCCAGGAGCCAUGGGCAGGACACCCGCGGUUUCCUGGGCUGGGUCGGGGCUGCGUCCUGGCGGCGGGCGGGGCUCCAGAUCCUGCACUGGGACCUACCUGGCCACAGGGCCGGACAGGACCGCAGAGCUCCUGGGGGAGGGAGAGCAGAUGGCGGUGGGAGAGGGGCGAAGGCCCAGCUGGAGGCCUGGCUGGGCAAGGCAGCCUCCUGGGCACAGUGUAGGCCCCAGAAGGCCAGGACCCCAGUGUCCGCGCUGGCCCCAGUGUCCCCGCGCCAGGUCCCUGAGGAUGGCUGCAGUCUCAGGCCCUGGAAGCAGGUGGCACCAGGAUCUGUCCAGGCUGAGGUGCAGAGGACAGCAGAGGCUUCAAGCCUUCCAGCCUCAGGACGCCUUUGGACACCUAAACAUUACUGAGGGCCCGACGUGUUCUUAGUUUGGGUUAAUAUCUAUUCGUGUUUCGUCUUUAGGGAUACAAACUGAGUCUUAAAAAAAUAAAUUGUGUUAAAAGAAAA
Molecule: messenger RNA, 2400 nt
Organism: Tupaia belangeri chinensis (Chinese tree shrew)
Lineage: Eukaryota; Metazoa; Chordata; Mammalia; Scandentia; Tupaiidae
Product: butyrophilin subfamily 2 member A2
Biological process (GO): T cell receptor signaling pathway; regulation of cytokine production
Cellular component (GO): external side of plasma membrane
Molecular function (GO): signaling receptor binding
Source: RefSeq, a predicted model, not a curated record